Rhinocladiella mackenziei CBS 650.93 is the source of this 1050-nucleotide messenger RNA. Its product is annotated as arginase. The transcript has a single exon. Gene Ontology annotation, molecular function: arginase activity; manganese ion binding. Bases 1 to 1050 code for a protein of 349 amino acids. Gene Ontology annotation, cellular component: cytosol; nucleus; cytoplasm. The record is from RefSeq and is a predicted model, not a curated record. NCBI's taxonomy places the organism in Eukaryota, Fungi, Ascomycota, Eurotiomycetes, Chaetothyriales, Herpotrichiellaceae.
AUGCAUCAUACCGCCCCCGAAAAGUCCUCCCCUUCCACCAACGGCCACGCGAACGGUGAUUCUAAGUACGACAUGACCUCUCCUUCCACCAUUCGUCAGAAGUUUCUGUCUGCUCCGUCCGACCUGGGACUCGUCCUGGUCGGUUUCUCUGGUGGUCAAUGUAAAGAAGGAGUCGAUGCCGCUCCCACAGCUCUGGUAAGCGCAGGCCUACUGGAUCAAAUCAGUGAUGAGUUGGGUUACAAGCUCCAUGGAGACCGCGAGGUUCACAACUUCAACGAGAUGAGAUCUGCGUCCGACGAACCACAUAGGGGCAUGAAGAACCCGCGGUCAGUCUCCGCCGUCACCGAGAUAUUGGCAUCACAAAUUUAUGAGCAGGCCAGACAAGGGAGAAUGGUGCUCACUUUGGGCGGAGAUCAUAGCAUUGCCAUCGGAACCAUUGCCGGGACCGCCAAAGCCAUCCGUGAGAGAUACAGUGGGCGAGAAAUGGCUGUUAUCUGGGUUGAUGCCCAUGCUGACAUCAAUACCCCGGAAACGUCCGAGUCGGGCAACAUUCAUGGCAUGCCUGCCGCUUUUGCCACGGGACUAGCCACUUCCGACCAAAAGGACAUCUUCGGCUGGCUGCAAGAUGACCAGAAAAUCAGCACGCGAAAACUUGUCUAUAUUGGUUUACGAGACGUCGACAAGGGUGAGAAGAAGAUUCUCCGAGACCACGGCAUUCGAGCUUUCAGCAUGCAUGACAUCGACCGACAUGGGAUUGGACGUGUUGUGGAAAUGGCUCUCGCUCAUAUCGGAACAGAUACACCCAUCCAUCUCAGCUUCGAUGUCGAUGCCCUAGAUCCCAUGUGGGCACCUAGCACCGGGACACCCGUUAGAGGGGGCUUGACUCUGAGAGAAGGUGACUAUAUAGCCGAAUGUGUUCAUGAGACUGGUCAAUUGGUCGCCAUGGAUUUGGUCGAAGUCAACCCGAAUCUUGAAGUUGCGGGAGCUUCUGAAACCGUCAGGGCCGGCGUUUCUCUGGUUCGUUGCGCCUUGGGAGAUACCUUGCUGUAA